AUGUUGCGUCGGCUCCUCCAACCAGCGUACAAUGUGGCGUUGUCGGGUACAUCAGCUUCAACUCUACCACGUAAAAGCGCUUCUGUCGGACUCGUUCGCACCGCACUGAUGCCUGUUGACUACAACGCCGGUGCACUAUUUUGUGCCAUGCGCUUCACCAGUGGAACGGAGAAGGAGCGCAAGCGUGAGCCCAAGAGGGGCUCAAAGCGACGUUCCAAAGCAACGACGACCCUCUCAACACCCACAGACGCGCAAACUUCAGUGACGGGGGCGCGGGAAGGCGUUGCACUGCCUCAGGAAAACAUGCCAGACGCCAUCCAACCCCCUGCCACUCUGGAGGUGCGCGCCGCUGAAGUUAAGGAGGAGCCCCUGGCAGCCACACCACCACAAAUUCAGCCACAAGAGGAAACGAUGGGGCCAAUAGACGGUGAGCCUCAACUACCCCUUCAUUCGACGUUGGUGUACAACGCACUGACUGGCCGUAUGACAUCGGAGACAUCACCAUCCUUCUUAUGCUUGAAGAGCAUAGGGUUUGGUGUCAACAACAAACGGCAGCUGUACGUUGAGAAGCCCGAUGUCCUCCGGGACCUCGCGCAGAGAAUGAGGAAGGGUACGGCGACGCUCCCCUCCAACUGGCCCGUAACAAUUAUCCGUGCCCUCGGGGUGAUCCUACGCAACCGCAGAGUUGAAGAUCCAGCCGAAGCGAUUCAGCAGAUGAUGCAGGUGAAGAUUAACAACCUAACGCACAGCCGUUACGCCGCCGUUGUCAAUGCUGUGGGCGAUACGGACCUGCAGAAUAUCCUAGACGGUGGCUUGGCCGAUGAGUUUGUUGCGGUUGAUCUUAACGAGGAGCAGGAGAAGGUCAUUAACCUGGCCCUGAAAGGCCACUUGAUGUACAUUGGUGGCAGUGCUGGUACAGGAAAGACGGUUUUGCUACGCGCCUUGUGUAGACGGAUGCAAGCGGAGGGAUUGCGCGUUGCAAUGACGGCCACCACAGGUGUUGCUGGUUGCCACAUUGGAGGUUCAACCUUCCACCACGCCAUGGGAGUUUCCGCCCAGGGUGACUUCGUGCGAAAGAACCACCUAUUGAGCUACGACGCUAUCAUCAUUGAUGAAGUGUCUAUGUUGCCUAAGAAAAUGUUUGAGGAGUUCGAUAGGGUUCUCCGUGAGGAAGCUGGUGCGCCGGACGUGCCCUUUGGCGGGGUGCAAAUCAUCCUCUGUGGUGAUUUCCUGCAGCUAGGUGUGAUCAAUGAGCCCCCGAUAAUCCAUUCCACUACUUUCCGGGAGAAAUUCGUGAAGAUCCGCCUGGAAACUCAGGUUCGCCAAGCCAAGAGCAGUCUUUUUGCAGAUGCGUUGCAACAAAUGCGUGUAGGACUUGUGCCGGAAAGUUUGACAGCGUCUGUUGAACAGCUUCCACCGGGAACUAUGGUACCGGCAGCCGUGAACCUUCUUCCAACCAACAAGGAAGUAAACACAGCGAAUGAAGAAGAACUGAAACGCCUUCCCGGAGAUGCUGUCACCCUUACGCCGGAGACGGGUAUAACAGCUCUUAGGUGUGACACCACAGCAACACUCCUCAUGAGGACAACGAAGGAUUUCAAAGUGGAGGAGUUUACAAAGCACUUGCGUGGAUUGCUGCAAGCCACAGUUGACAUCCCUAGGGCAUCCAUGGUGUCUGCCUACCGUAUCUACGAAGAUGGUCAUGCCGUACGCGUUUACCUUCCGCAGAGCGAAAGUGUUGCUUGGCGUGACGCGAUACGCGAGCGUUUCCUAGAAGUUGCAGGCCUGAUCAAUGACUUAGACAUAGGAGCCACUGUGACGGAGAUUAUACCCAGCGGAGACGGUCUGCACACGCCAGAGCACGAGGAAUGUCUGCAGAGGCUUAUGGCAAAGCACCCCAUCGCGCAACCGCUUACGCUAAAGAAGGGGUGCCGCGUCCUUUUGCGUACCAACCUCACUUCACGUUUAGUCAACGGGAGUAUUGGUACAGUAGUGGACUUCGUGGAGUGUAGUAUGGAAAAUAUUCCUGUUGCCCUUCGUUGCGAACGUGUGAACCGCUGCGUCGAUAGGUAUCGUAUUUACUGCACGAUGGAAUGCGGCAUGCCCGUACCGCUUUUACCUGUAGUUAAGUUCCAUAGUGGUGAAACGAUUGUUGUCCCGCCGUGGGAAUUUUUGGUUGGUGGAAAUCCCAUUACCCAGUACUACAGUCUAAGCAGCGUAUCCCUGCCCCUUAGUUUAGCAUAUGCCUUCACCGUCCAUAAGGUGCAGGGACUAACGCUUGUUGGUCGUGUCCAUCUCGAACUGUCCCGCAUGUGGCCCUGUGAGCAUUUGUUAUACGUCGCCAUGAGUCGUGUACGCAACCCAGAGCAACUUAGUAUGUCUUCUUUUGACCCCAAGAUGGUGCUGGCAAAUGAGGCUUGUGUCAAGUUUGACCGUGAACUUAAUACCGUAGACAAUUUGCCAUCGUUAGCCGAGUACCCCGUGUCCUCAUGGAAGCGCUGUAAUGAUAUGGUUUAUCAUUUACGGCGUCAGGGGACUUCUUUAGACCGGUACUUGCAAAAUGGAGCAGCAAAAGAAGGUGGAAGUGUUCCCGUACAGCAGUUAGGUCUUUCGGGUCCUGUUAAAGGGUCGUUAGAACAUUCGAUGGUUGUGUCACGACGGUUGCGAAAGCUGAUCAAGCAGACUGAGCGCACCAUACGUAUGCACGAGCGCCGCCAAAAGAAAAUGGCGGUGGAGGGUGCAAAACAGACUGACACCACCAAGGCCUCCUCUGGUGAGUCGUUGGAAUAG
Messenger RNA from Trypanosoma brucei brucei TREU927, 2790 nucleotides. Its product is annotated as DNA repair/recombination helicase protein PIF1. NCBI's taxonomy places the organism in Eukaryota, Euglenozoa, Kinetoplastea, Trypanosomatida, Trypanosomatidae. Gene Ontology annotation, molecular function: ATP hydrolysis activity; DNA helicase activity. Gene Ontology annotation, biological process: telomere maintenance; DNA repair. Bases 1 to 2790 code for a protein of 929 amino acids. The record is from RefSeq and is a predicted model, not a curated record. The transcript has a single exon.